This is a messenger RNA of Kluyveromyces lactis, 786 nucleotides long. RefSeq names its product alpha/beta hydrolase. The coding region runs from base 1 to 786 and encodes 261 amino acids. Gene Ontology annotation, cellular component: nucleus; cytoplasm. The record is from RefSeq and is a predicted model, not a curated record. The transcript has a single exon. Lineage: Eukaryota; Fungi; Ascomycota; Saccharomycetes; Saccharomycetales; Saccharomycetaceae.
AUGAGCACCUCCAAGAAAGUGUUGAUGUUACAUGGAUACUCCCAAUCCGAUGUCAUAUUCAGAGCUAAGACAGCAGGGAUGAGGAAACAGCUACAGAAAAAGGGAUAUGAACUCAUCUACCCCUGUGGACCUUACAAGCUUCAUUCCAAAGACUUCAAUGAUUCAGAAGUGGACUUGAGAGAUUCAGAGAAAUCUACUGGCAUGUAUGGCUGGUUCUUGAAGGAUCCAGAAACUCAUAGCUACACGCUAGAACCAGAACUGUUAGAAUAUCUGGCACAAUAUAUUAAAGAAAACGGUCCCUUUGAUGGAAUUGGUGGAUUCAGUCAAGGUGCUGGACUAGCAGGGUAUCUAUCCACUGAUUUAUGGUCCAUUCUGCCGCUAAACAAGGAGGAACAACCGCCUUUCAAAUUCGCUAUGUACUUCUCCGGUUUCAAAUUCGAACCAGAACAGUUCCAAGCUCCGUACGAGACACAUCCAAUCCAAUUAAAAACUCUACAUAUUGUGGGGGAACUAGAUUCCCUCGUUACUGAAGAAAGGUCAAUGAAGUUGUUCGAAGCGUGUGAUCCUUCAACACGCACUAUGGUAAAGCAUUCCGGUGGUCACUACAUUCCUAAUACUAAACCGUUUAUCAAUAUGAUUUUGAGUUGGCUGCAUGCACAAGCAGAUGAAAAUUUAAGGGAACUUUCGGGUUCUGAAGAAUCUGCUAUGAAAAACACCGUUAACAACUCCGAUCCACAAUUGGACGAUGAUUUAUUAGAUAUGAUUGACUCUUUCGGUAAGAUCUAG